Messenger RNA from Haliotis rufescens (red abalone), 3394 nucleotides. RefSeq names its product phospholipase A-2-activating protein-like. Bases 274 to 2589 code for a protein of 771 amino acids. Gene Ontology annotation, molecular function: ubiquitin binding. Gene Ontology annotation, biological process: proteasome-mediated ubiquitin-dependent protein catabolic process; ubiquitin recycling. The transcript is spliced from 12 exons. Gene Ontology annotation, cellular component: cytoplasm; nucleus. The record is from RefSeq and is a predicted model, not a curated record. NCBI's taxonomy places the organism in Eukaryota, Metazoa, Mollusca, Gastropoda, Lepetellida, Haliotidae.
CUAAUAAUAAACAAAUUCACAAAAAAAACUCUUGGGCGAAGCCUCGUCUGUUUGUUAUUAUGAUAGUUACACAUGGUCCUAUGCACGCAGGGGGCAUAACUCUCUUUUUUCAAAGCGGAUCCUCUAAACAUUAUCUACACUGGAUAAAUUGGAGAAACUGAUAUAAAGCACGAUAUACAUCAUGAGAUUUAAAAAAAAUAUUUAAAGAUAAAAAAAACAUUAUCUACCUGUAGAAACAAAACCCGGUAGUAACUGCGAGUCUACAAAGUAAAUAUGGCGUCCACAUACAAACUGCGGUGUAAUAUCGUUGGCCAUCAGAAAGAUGUCCGCGCUGUUGCCUCGACAAUCUUCCCAGAAGGAGGAAUUGUGUCUGGGUCAAGGGAUGUCACAUCUAGAAUCUGGGUUCCGAAUGAACACAAUCCCAGUUUUACAGAAGGACAUGUGAUGAGUGGCCAUAGCAACUUCGUGGCCAGUGUGUGUGUGGUCCCCCCUGAUGACUCGUACCCUAAUGGUCUAAUCAUCACCGGCAGCAACGACAACACCAUCCUGGCUUUCACUCUGGAGUCCCCACAACCAGUCUUCAAGCUUACUGGCCACACUGGCACUGUGUGUGCUGUUGCCUCAGGAAAGUUUGGCUUCCUUCUCAGUGGCUCCUGGGACAAGACUGCCAAAGUCUGGCUCAAACAGAAAUGUGUGAUGACUCUAGAAGGUCACGAGGCAGCCGUGUGGGCAGUGGCGGUCAUCUCGGAACAUGGAAUGAUGCUGACUGGCUCUGCAGACAAGUCCAUCAAACUCUGGAAGGCUGGGAAAUGUGAAAAAACUUUCCAUGGCCAUGAAGACUGUGUUCGAGGUUUAGCGGUCAUGAACGGUGGUGAGUUUCUGUCCUGCUCUAACGAUGCAACGGUCAAACGUUGGCUGCUGACCGGCGACUGUGUCGCCACCUACUACGGCCAUGCCAACUAUGUAUAUAGCGUCGCUCUGCUGCCCAACGGCCAGGACUUUGUGACCAGUAGUGAGGACCGCACAGUGAAGGUGUGGCGCGGACCAGAGAGUGCCCAGACCAUUCCCCACCCCACACAGUCAGUCUGGUCAGUGUGCACGCUACCCAAUGGCGACAUAGUCACAGGAGCCAGUGAUGGAAUCAUACGAGUGUUCACAUCGGCGCCUGAGCGGAUGGCAUCGGCUGAUGAACUGCAAGCUUAUGAGGAGCAGGUAUCUGCAUCCACAGUUCCGGCACAGGUGGGAGACAUCAAGACAGAAGACAUACCUGGUCCUGAGGUGCUAAUUAAUCCAGGUCGCAAGGACGGGCAGCAGAAGAUGGUGCGACAGGGGGACAAGAUCGAGCUGUACCAGUGGGAUGCAGCUAAGACCAGCUGGACUAAGAUUGGGGAUGUUGUUGGCUCCAGUGGAGGGUCACAACAGACUUCGGGCAAGACGCUUUAUGAAGGCAAGGAAUACGACUAUGUGUUCAGCGUGGACAUUCAGGAAGGAAUGCCGCCUCUCAAACUUCCGUACAAUGUCAGUGAAGACCCAUGGUUUGCCGCACAGAGGUUCCUUGAUAAACACGAGCUCAGUCAAAUGUUCCUUGACCAGGUGGCUAAGUUCAUCACAGACAACACCAAAGGAGUAACCCUGGGUACAGAACAGCCAGCCUACUCUGACCCUUUCACCGGUGAAGGACGAUAUGUCCCAGGGUCCACUGCUGCACCAGGAGCCGGAGCAGGAGUUGGAGACACACAUGGAGCUGACCCCUUCACUGGCUCUGGCAGUUACAAACCAGCUGGCAGCAGCAGCAGCAGCAGCAGCACCUCCACCUCCAGCAACUCCUUCUUCCCCCUCACCUCCUUCCUCACCUUCGACCAGGCCAACCCCACACAGAUUAUAGGCAAGAUAAAGGAGUUAAAUGGGACAGUGAGUGACAGCCUGAAGGUGCCGGACUCCAGAAUAGAUGACCUGUCAUCACUCAUCUCGGGUCAGUCAGCCUCACAACAACAGUUGCAGACAGUGCAGAGUCUGCUGGCCUGGCCGUCAAAUGUGGUGUUCCCAGCCCUGGAUGUGGUGAGGAUUUGUGUGAAGCAUCCCCUGGUCAACCAAGCCUUCAGCAACCAAGCCACGAUACAACAGCUGAUUUCCUUCAUCACCCCAGACAACCCACCAGCCUGUCAGAUGCUGGCCCUGCGAUCCCUAACUAACCUGUUCUCCCAAUCCCAGGGUAGAAAGGCUGUAUGUGAGAACAGAGACACUGUCUUAGGCUCUGCACUCAGCUGCAGGAAAACUAACAAGAAUGUACAGAUAGCCAUUGGCACUGUCAUUCUGAACUAUGCAAUUGCUCUACGUGGAACAGAGGAUAUCGAAGGUAAAUCACAAUGCCUUUCCGCUGCUCGAAAUGUCCUCGAAGCCUCACCAGACCAUGAAGCCAGUUUUAGAGUCCUUGUUAGCAUCGGUACUAUCUUGUCUGGGGAUGAGGAAGCAUUCGCACUAGCUCAGUCUCUAGGCCUACAGGAUCCUAUAGUCAAACUAGGGAGAGUGACAGAGCCGAAGAAGGUACCGGAGUGUGCUCAACUGGUUCUUAACAUUUUGAGAGUUUGAAUGCAUGUAUUUGAUAUUGAAUGGAUGUGAUAUUUGUAAAGGGAAAAGUAUUGCCUUAGGCAUGUAAUGUGUGAGCAAAAAGGCACAAUGCAAGAUAACUGCAUCUUCCCGAGGCAAGUAUGUCCACUAGCCUAUAUCAAAGCCUAGUUUCUACCCUUGCCACAUCAAGGCCACUUUGCUUGGCUCCACCCUGGCGCCACCUUGCAUAGAUCACGAGCUGUGCCCCUUGUAAUGAAAACGAGAUAUCCAAUCAGAUCGCUGUUCUUAUCUCGUAUAGCUUCACAAAAGAUUGGCGACCAAGUCAAUCAGACAACGAAAACAUUCGCAAUUUCAUACCUGACACAAAAACAUUCACAAUUUCACAAAAAUCUCUGCAAUCGUUGGGGUCUGGGGGGGUUGUUAAAAGAUGAAAAAGACAUAUUCCAGCAGUAAAUCACUUUCAUACGAAGGUGUACCAGUCUGAUUGGACUAUCGAUAUGUGUGAUAGUCCAGUCAUAUUUAGCACAGGAAAGUGGGCUUGAUGUUGCAAGGGUGGAAACAAGACUGAUAAAAAAGUCUAGUGGAAGCUCUUGCCUCGGGAAGAUGAGAUAACUGAAACUCUACUUGCACUGUUCAAAUAUGCUAAAGAAUUGACAAUAUUUGCUGCUUUUAUGGAGGCAUAAAGAACCGGUGUGCACUGUGUUAACCAGCAAAUUGCAUUUAUGCAAAGAGCGCACACAGGAUAUUAGGUUGUACCAUGAUAAACACAAACAAACAACACUGAAGUCAAUUCUUAUGAUAAAAUAACUUCACAGACUGCCUAUUG